AUGGCCGGAUUGAACUUGUCAGAAGAGUCCAAGGAGAGAUUCACCAAGAUCUUCGAAACCGCACAGACCAUCACGCACUACGGCUGGUUGCCCUUCGUGAUCUACCUCGGGUGGGCGUCGACAAGCAACAAGCCGAACGUCGUGGCCCUCUUGUCGCCUUUGCCCUCUGCUUGA
Pichia membranifaciens NRRL Y-2026 is the source of this 174-nucleotide messenger RNA. RefSeq lists its product as hypothetical. Bases 1 to 174 code for a protein of 57 amino acids. Lineage: Eukaryota; Fungi; Ascomycota; Pichiomycetes; Pichiales; Pichiaceae. The transcript has a single exon. The record is from RefSeq and is a predicted model, not a curated record. Gene Ontology annotation, biological process: protein insertion into mitochondrial outer membrane; protein import into mitochondrial matrix. Gene Ontology annotation, cellular component: mitochondrial outer membrane translocase complex; mitochondrial outer membrane.